UUCACGAAGCUCAGAAUCCCCCAGCAUGUCUUUUUACAAACGUAGUACGUGCCUGAGCAGAAGAAAGUUCCGUUAUGCAAGUAGGAAAAUCUUUUCCUGAACUGUGAAAGGGCUAUGUGUUUUUCCUAAAAUAAAUCCUGCCCCUUUUCAUUCGUGUGAAGUCGUCCACGAAUCAGCUCCACCUCUCCCUGUGCCCCGUCUCCCAUCGCUCUCUCUCCCACCCGCACGACUGUCUAGCUGGCAAUUCACUGCCGUUACAGCCCGUUAUCUCUGCUGCUCAUUAGACGCUUUUCUUUGCUUCGUACAAGGUCUGGGUUCUGCAGCAGGUACUCAAGUCUUUUCUGAAUGCUUUUCUGGUUCUGUGCAUAAAUAUAAACUGCAUGAAACUGUGUGCCAAGACUGUGGAGAGACCGCUUAACUUGAGAGCCGCACAUGGAGCUGUGUCAGUGGUGGCGACACAUUGUUGUCUUCCUACUUCAUGCUUGGAUUCCAUCAUGCUUUGCCCAAACCACACCGCCAGUGCGCUCGAGCCCCACACCGACCCCUCAGACAGCAGAAGGCCCGGAGACUCUGAAGUUCCGUCUGUCUGGCUUCCCCAGGAAACACAACGAGGGCCGAAUUGAAGUGUUUUAUAAAGGCGAAUGGGGAACCAUCUGUGAUGAUGACUUCUCACUGGCCAAUGCCCAUGUCCUCUGUCGCCAGCUGGGCUUCGUGUCUGCCACGGGCUGGACUCACAGCGCCAAGUAUGGCAAGGGCACAGGUAAGAUUUGGCUUGACAAUGUGCAGUGCAGUGGCAGUGAGAGGAGCGUGUCAGUGUGUAAAUCUCGUGGCUGGGGUAACAGUGACUGCACUCAUGAUGAGGACGCUGGAGUGAUCUGUAAAGAUGAGAGACUGCUGGGAUACGUGGACUCCAAUGUUAUAGAGGUGCAGGUAGAUGAGAAUAAAGUAGAGGAGGUGCGUUUGCGUCCUGUGUUCACCAUAGCGACUAAGCGGAUGCCUGUCACUGAGGGGGUAGUGGAAGUCAAGAAUAAAGACGGAUGGGCUCAGAUCUGUGAUAAUGGCUGGACACCCAAAAAUUCACAUGUGGUUUGCGGCAUGAUGGGAUUCCCCCACGAGAAGAAGGUCAACAAGAACUUCUACAAGCAUCUCAGAAAGAGAUCUGCUGAGCCAAAAUCUAAAGUUAAAGUAACAGCGGCCAGGCAGGAGCCCAAAGCUAAGGCUAUCACUAAAACUAACACUAAGCCUAAACCGGGCAAAUCAGCUGCAGCUAAAAGGCUGUAUGCUGAACGGCAGAAGAAUCACUUCCUGGUUCAUUCAGUGGCAUGCUUGGGCACAGAAGUGCACUUGGCUGCAUGUCCUCUGGAGUUUAACUAUGGCAAUGCCACAGAGUCGUGUCCUGGAGGAAUGCCUGCUGUGGUCAGCUGUGUGCCCGGUCCACUGUACGCACAGAGCACUGCCAUGAGGAAGAAACUCAAGAUGCCGUCUACUAUACGGCUGAAGGGUGGAGCGAAAUAUGGUGAGGGCCGUGUUGAGGUGUUGAAGGGCAGUGAAUGGGGGACGAUUUGUGAUGAUCGCUGGAACCUGCUCUCUGCCAGCGUCGUAUGCAGAGAACUGGGCUUCGGCUCUGCCAAAGAAGCCCUCACAGGUGCCCGCAUGGGACAAGGGCUGGGGCCUAUCCAUAUGAAUGAGGUGCAGUGCACAGGUCAUGAGCGCUCCCUGUGGAACUGCCGCUAUAAAAACAUCACAGCGGAGGACUGCAAACACACUGAAGAUGCUUCAGUUCGCUGUAAUGUUCCAUAUAUGGGCUAUGAGAAAACGGUGCGCAUCUUAGGGGGCCGAACUCGCUACGAGGGCCGUGUGGAGGUGUUAUAUACUGAGACUAACGGGACGCUGCGCUGGGGCCUGAUCUGUGGAGAAGGCUGGGGAACUGAGGAGGCCAUGGUUGUGUGCAGGCAGCUGGGCCUCGGGUACGCCAACCAUGGCCUACAAGAAACAUGGUAUUGGGACAGCAGUAAUGUGACAGAGAUGGUUAUGAGUGGAGUGAAAUGUACAGGAGAUGAGAUGUCUCUCAGCCAGUGCCAACACCACAGAACGGUCAGCUGCCAGAAAGCAGCAGCGCGGUUCUCUGCAGGAGUUAUCUGCUCAGAAACUGCAUCUGAUCUAGUGCUGAAUGCACCGCUAGUGCAGCAGACGACGUAUAUAGAGGACCGGCCGUUACACAUGCUGUACUGUGCAGCAGAGGAGGACUGUCUGUCCAAGAGCGCCGCUAAAGCUAACUGGCCUUACGGUCACCGCCGCCUGCUCCGCUUCUCCUCACAGAUACACAACAUCGGACGGGCUGACUUCAGACCUAAAGCAGGCCGUCACUCAUGGGUCUGGCACGCAUGUCACGGGCAUUAUCAUAGCAUGGACAUCUUCACACACUAUGACCUGAUGUCUGCCAAUGGCACUAAAGUGGCAGAAGGACACAAAGCCAGCUUCUGCCUGGAGGACACAGAUUGUGACGAGGGUGUUUCCAAGAGAUAUGAGUGUGCUAACUUUGGUGAGCAGGGCAUCACAGUGGGAUGCUGGGAUUUGUAUCGUCAUGACAUUGAUUGCCAGUGGAUCGAUAUUACUGAUGUCAAACCAGGAAAUUAUAUCCUUCAGGUUGUGAUAAAUCCUAACUAUGAGGUUGCUGAGAGUGACUUCACAAACAAUGCCAUGAAAUGUAACUGCAAAUAUGAUGGGCACAGGAUCUGGGUCCAUAACUGCCAUAUUGGUGAUGCUUUCAGUGAGGAAGCUGAGAAGAAGUUUGAGAAAUACCCUGGACAACUUAACAACCAGAUCUCAUAAUAGCAUAUUGAGACAAUCUUAAUAUGUAGGUUAAUCCAGAGUCAAAUAUUUAUUCAUUCAAACCAGCCAUAAACUAAUUAACUUCUCACAUUGCAAUUACAGAAAUCCUAAAAUCUACAGUAUCCAAAGUUUUUACACCAAGAGUAUAGCUGUAUUGACAUUACCUAUAAUUUUGUAUGAAAACAGAACUCCAAAAAACACUCUGGGCUACUGAGUCUGGCUUGAGUAGUGUGAAGAUUAGAUGUAAAUGAACAGUAUUACAGCCUGCUGUAUGUGUUUACAGUGCAAUCAGGUGCUUAUUUUCUGAAAGGUUUAAAAAGCCUUGUCGAUGCAUCACACAGCUCGUGUGCUGCUGUCUCUGUGAGUUAAAAAUACUUGAAUGUUUUGUACUCCAGAUGAGCAUUCGUGUUUAAAAGCUGUUGCAAAGUGUGAAUGUACGUUAUGCUUCAAAGCUCUGACUCAACUCCUAUUUUAUUUUCAAACGCUCUUUCAUGUAUGACUUGUUAAAUCUUCAGUGCUGCGUUUUUACACGCUGUCCUAGAUUUGUCUUUUUACUGAACUGGUUAUGCAUUCAUGUGUUCAGCUACAGUAAAAUAUUUCAUGUCACAUGCAACUCUGUUAAAGAUGAAAAAUAAAGUGUUAUUUAAAGUUGUAA
This is a messenger RNA of Sinocyclocheilus anshuiensis, 3487 nucleotides long. Its product is annotated as lysyl oxidase homolog 3-like. The record is from RefSeq and is a predicted model, not a curated record. NCBI's taxonomy places the organism in Eukaryota, Metazoa, Chordata, Actinopteri, Cypriniformes, Cyprinidae. Gene Ontology annotation, cellular component: membrane. Gene Ontology annotation, molecular function: protein-lysine 6-oxidase activity; copper ion binding. Gene Ontology annotation, biological process: collagen fibril organization; peptidyl-lysine oxidation. The coding region runs from base 433 to 2832 and encodes 799 amino acids. The transcript has 16 exons.